Molecule: messenger RNA, 1105 nt
Organism: Pelagomonas calceolata
Lineage: Eukaryota; Pelagophyceae; Pelagomonadales; Pelagomonadaceae
Source: the annotation of a GenBank genome assembly
GGCCAGGUUACCCUAGUUAGAUCGCACCGGAAGCCGCGGCCGAAAUCGUCGCAGCGCGCAAGCGCGUCGUGCGCAGCGUCAGGCAGCAGCCUGCGCGUUCUCACACCAUCAGCGCGAAGCGAUGGUCGCGGAGACGAUGGGGCCAUCGGCAAAACAGGUUUCACACGCUUUGUUGCAGUGGCAUCGGCAACUUUACGAUUGCGACGCGCGAACGACAACCAAGACUCCUGACGAAUUAUGGCCGCAGCUCUCCAGCUCACCACGACGGUCGGCGAACACAAGUCGGCCUACGACGACCGCUACACGGGCUACACGGGUGCUUUAGUUAUUCAAGCCCCCAGCUACCAGCAGGCCAAAAGAGAUCUGCUGGACCAAGGCGAGCAGUUCCUAGAGGACACGUGGUCCACCCUCGUCACGGUGCCGGACGCCGCUAGGCAGUUCCUCGACAAACAGCAGCUCGGCGUGAUCGGCGACGGGUUUCUCAAUCACUGCGAGCGGUCCAUCCGCGGCUUGUGUAAGUUGAAUUUGGCGGACCAAAUUCAAGAACUCCAAGGCCCGACGGGCCGCUACCCGGGACCGACCUGGUUGUCGUCCUCGCGCCAGCUCAGCACCGACGGUAUUACGUUGCUCGUGUCCUACGUCACGCCCGUGUCCUAUGCUGCCUAUCUAGAGAAAAACUUCGAAGGGGAGAGCAAGAAGCGCAAGUACCAGGGCGAGACGGUCAUCGACCAGACGAUCCAGGCCGCCGACAUUAAAUGUGUGACGUGGUUGCACGAUCAUGUCGGGACGGCGGGCUUCACCAUGGACCAGUUCAAGGACUUUCGAAAGGAGUUCAAGGACUUGAAGCUCGACCACGAGAAGUACAAGGCCGUCAAGAGCGGCCCGGAGUUCUACAAGAUGAUGUCGGGCGAGAGCGACCCGGUCAAGAAGGCGUGGAUGCAGUACCACAUCGACAAGGGCCUCAUCGACACGCGGCAGAUCCCCCAGGAGGUCAUCGUGUACUACAAGGGGCUGGGUGUCAAGUUCCCGGGCCUCUAAGGAGGUUCUCACGUCCGAGUUGCGCGCGUCCCUUCGGGUAAUUAGGGGUGCAUACUUUACGAGCUAG